Molecule: messenger RNA, 1029 nt
Organism: Colletotrichum godetiae
Lineage: Eukaryota; Fungi; Ascomycota; Sordariomycetes; Glomerellales; Glomerellaceae
Exons: 1
Coding region: 152-844 (230 amino acids)
Source: RefSeq, a predicted model, not a curated record
UACCUACUGUGUAGAGGCACAGACGUGGCCGGGAGAGUGUCAGGGACACGGAUGAAAGUGCGCUCGGCCGGUCAUAGGGAAGAGACGAGAAUGGUGAGUCGAGGGCGCCUUCUCUCCGCCUUCUUUCCGGUUUCCUGAGCGUUGGAGUGAGAUGAGACGAGAUGAAAUCAUGAGAGAUGAGAGUUUCUCUGCCCGUCCGUUCUCACACUCAUCACCGCUCGCCCUUCUGCUACCUGGUGGAAAGGCCCAGACCGACCCCGGGCAGAGCUAUCCGUUUCCUCCAAUGAGUCUCCGACCCAAGUUCAGGGUACCUUCACCUCGCCAACCGCAGCCGCAUGAGUUCCGCCGUAUAGCUGCAGCGGGGACUCGCGGCUGGGGGCCGCCGUUCAGGUACCCAUCGACGCAGGUUGGCUCGCCGAGUGGUUGCCCAACUGCAGCAUCGGCGGCUCAUACCUGGCGCGGAGAGAGAGUGAGCGAGACACACACACAGCGAGUGAGAGUGAGAGUGAAGUGUCCACUGAGACAUGCACCCGGGAAAAGAACAGCCUGCUUCGGGCUCUCCCCCCCUGGAGAGCAGCUCACAAUCAUCACCUCCUUUCCGUCCAACCAACACUCAGCAUCUCUCAGGCUCUGGCUCUUCAAUCUCUCUCUCUGGCACUCUGCCCCCAACUCGCAUCCUCGCCCCCACACCCUCAUGCACUCGGCUCCCAAUAUCACCUUCAUUCGCUCUUGGGGGCCAGUCAGUACUGGCACCAGACCCUUCGUCAGGCACAAGGCACAGGCGCGGGCGGCACAAGCUAUCCCUUCUGUCCAUAUCUGCGUUCAUGCUCAUGCAUAUGCAUAGCUGCCAACCGCUGAAGAGAGCGUUUUCCCCUUCCGCGCAGCUGAAGAUGAGGGGAUUGGGGGCGCAGGCCACGAUGCAGACAGACGCGGCGGUGUUCACGAACUCGCAUAUGACGAAUCGCAUCGUGUUUUUGAGGGAUGUCUUGAGUUUUGUCAUCACAACAUCAACAACACCAUCAUCAUCAU